AAACCUAAAAGAUAAGUGCCAAAUAUGCACUUUUUAUUGCUUUUACGGCCUAAAAUCCCCAUGCUCAUAUUACAAAAUCAUACGCAAUAGCAAAAAAAUAUGAUUAGUAACAAUCCCAUGUUUUUCUCUCUCAGGAGAGAGAGAGAGAAUAAGAAUGAUUGUAGAAAUAGUUAGGUAAAGUGAGUGUUGUGUGAUUUGGGUUUUGGAAAUCUUGGAGGAUGUCAGGUGGAGGUGGUGGUGGUGGUGGUGGUGGUGGUGGUGGGGGGUGUAGCAUAGUAUGGUUCAGGAGAGAUCUAAGGGUAGAAGAUAGCCCAGCACUGGCUGCAGGAGUGAGAGCAGGGGCAGUGGUUGCAGUGUUCAUAUGGGCACCUGAGGAAGAAGGGUACUACUACCCUGGAAGGGUUUCAAGGUGGUGGCUCAAGCACAGUUUGGCUCUCUUUGAUUCCUCUCUCAGAAACCUUGGUACCUCUCUUAUCACCAAGAGAUCUACUGAUACUGUCUCUACUCUCCUAGAGAUUGUCAAAUCUACUGGUGCUACUCAGCUCUUCUUCAACCACUUAUAUGGUCAGUCUCAAUUCCCCCUUUGGAUCAUCCAUCUCCUCAAUCAGGAAAAUUAGCCUUUCAUUAACCCC
Molecule: messenger RNA, 632 nt
Organism: Camellia sinensis
Lineage: Eukaryota; Viridiplantae; Streptophyta; Magnoliopsida; Ericales; Theaceae
Source: RefSeq, a predicted model, not a curated record